Molecule: messenger RNA, 1602 nt
Organism: Penicillium cinerascens
Lineage: Eukaryota; Fungi; Ascomycota; Eurotiomycetes; Eurotiales; Aspergillaceae
Product: putative alanine aminotransferase
Exons: 2
Coding region: 1-1602 (533 amino acids)
Biological process (GO): biosynthetic process
Molecular function (GO): L-alanine:2-oxoglutarate transaminase activity; pyridoxal phosphate binding
Source: RefSeq, a predicted model, not a curated record
AUGUCCUGGCAAUUUAAGCUCGUCUCUAGCAUGCGGGCGUCUCCGUUUCGGGCGUGCAUUACCCGGCCGAAUGGGCUCCUACUUCGCCCGACCGCGCGCCCCGCGGGGGAUUUCUCCGUCUCAGUGCCUACCAUGACUCAAACCAAGCGCCUUAAUUCCAACAAAUGCCUCAACAUCGACAACAUCAACCCUCACAUCCGGGCUGCCAAGUAUGCCGUGCGCGGUGAGCUGGCCGUGAAGGCUGAGGAGUACCGUCAGCGUCUAACCGACGGCGACAAGGCCCUGCCCUUCGACAGCGUCAUUUUUGCCAACAUCGGAAACCCUCAGCAGCUCGACCAGAAACCCAUUACCUUCUUCCGUCAAGUUCUCAGUCUUGUAGAGAACCCGUUGCUGCUGGAGAACUCCGACGCCCUCAAGAGUUCCUUCGGAUACAACCAGGAUGUGAUCGACCGGGCGAGGACUCUCCUCGCCAAUGUGCAGAGUGUGGGUGCCUACAGUCACAGCCAGGGUGCACUGGGCAUUCGGAACAGCGUGGCCAAGUUCAUUGAGGAGCGUGAUGGAUUCCCUGCCGACCCCCAGGACCUUUUUCUGACUGCCGGUGCCUCCUCCGGUGUCAACACUCUGCUGAGUGUUAUCUGCAACAGCCCCAAUGCCGGUGUCCUGGUUCCCAUCCCCCAAUACCCUCUGUACACCGCUACCCUGGCUCUCCUCAACGCGCAGUGCGUUCCUUACUACCUGGAAGAGCAGCGGGCAUGGGGCACCGAUGUCAACGCCAUCUACCAAUCCAUCAAGGACGCCAAGGCCGCCGGCACCGACGUGCGCGCCGUCGUGGUGAUCAACCCCGGCAACCCAACCGGUGCCUCUCUGAGCGCCGACGAUAUCAAGCAGGUUAUUGACAUCGCCGCUGAGGAGCACCUGGUCAUCAUAGCCGACGAGGUCUACCAGACCAACGUCUUCGAGGGCGAGUUCGUCUCUAUCAAGAAGCGUCUCCGCCAGCUGCAGCAGGAACAGCCCGGCAAGUACGACGACGUGGAACUGGUUUCCAUGCACAGUACCUCCAAGGGCAUGGUCGGCGAGUGCGGCCACCGCGGCGGCUACUUCGAGUUGGUCGGGUUCGACCCCCUGGUGCAGGAGCAGAUCUACAAGCUCGUCAGUAUCGGACUGUGCCCGCCGGUCGUUGCGCAGUGCCUACUCGAGACUAUGGUCAACCCGCCCCGCCAGGGUGAGCCCAGCUACGAGCUGUACCAGAAGGAGUACAACGGUAUCCGCGACGGUUUGCGCAAGCGCGCCUUUGCCCUAUACGAUGCCUUCCAGCGUAUGGAGGGUGUCGAGUGCCAGAAGCCCCAGGGUUCCAUGUACCUCUUCCCCACAAUCAAGCUGCCCACCAAGGCCGUCGAGGCCGCCAAGGCUGAGGGCCGCGUCGCCGACGAGUUCUACUGUCUGCGCCUGCUGGAGGCUACCGGCGUUUGCGUCGUCCCUGGCUCGGGCUUCGGUCAGAAGGAGAACACCCUGCACUUCCGCACUACCUUCCUGGCCCCCGGCACUGACUGGGUUGAGCGCAUCGUGAAGUUCCACGCCGACUUCUUGCAGAAGUACCGGUAA